Molecule: messenger RNA, 1792 nt
Organism: Labrus bergylta (ballan wrasse)
Lineage: Eukaryota; Metazoa; Chordata; Actinopteri; Labriformes; Labridae
Source: RefSeq, a predicted model, not a curated record
GUAUAUGUGUGUAUGUGGUGGUUCAGGGCGCCACGUCGGCAGAACCAGCAGCAGAGAAAGAGAGGUGCGUAGCUGUGGCUGUAAGUGAGAGAGAGAGAGAGAGCAGAAGUUAGACAGCAGCACAUUCAUGCGAUAAAGAAAAAAGACCGAAGACACUUCCGAGCAGCAGCUUUUACACACAAACAGAGACAGAGAGAGAAAUUCACUCAUUUUUACAGCACAGUUUGGUUCGGAGGCUGAAACAAGAAGCCGCUCCUGUCUCGAAGUUUCUGUGCCAGGUGUGUUUGCGGGAGAAACACUGGAACAAUGGUGAAGGAUGUGAACAGUGUUAACGGGCCCCAACCCGGCACCAGCCUGGCCACGGAGGAGGCUGAACCCGCCCCCAUCGAGCCCACAGAGGAUCCUGGGAAGGAUCACGAGGUGCCUGCUCCCGGCAUGAUGUGGCGAGUGACUGGCGGCCUCUUCAACGUCACAAAGGGAGUCGUGGGUGCCGCGGUGGGCGGAGUCGUCUGGGUGGGCGGCAAGAGCCUGGAGAUCGGCAAGUCGGCUGUAACCACGGUGCCCUCGAUGGGGGUGGGGCUGGUGAAGGGCGGGGUGUCUGCUGUGGCCGGCGGCGUCUCCUCGGUGGGAUCGACGGUAGCCAGCAAAGUCCCGUUUACAUCCAAGAGGAAAGACAAAGCCGAGUGAAGGAGGAGGGUGAUGGUGAUGAUGAUGAUGAUGAUUGAUGAUUGAUGAUGAUGAUGAUGGACUUGCCCCGCCCUGAGCCAACAGAAAGAGACUGCCAGCUGAUUACCUGUCAGUCAAACUCCACAGUGCCUUCUGAUACCUUCCUCGGUCUGCAGAGAUCCAGACUUUGAUGCUACACUCAGUGCGAGAUAAUACAAGUAGUGCUCCGUUACCAUGACAACCAAAAUUUACAAGAAACUCUCAGUCAAACAUUUCAUUGAAAGCUCUCCUUCUCUGACAUGGAGUUGUAAAUUCUGGAAGUGAAUCUCUGGCUUCAGGCAGGUGACAUGGACUGGACUCCACCUGGACGACUUUAUGAAUAUUUUAUCUGUUUACAAUCCGGACUGAGGCGUCUCCAGUCCUCCUUUUUUCUCCUCCUCACUCUUUUCAAAACUACACAUAUGUUGGUGAUAUGUUUCUGAAUUAAGAUGCUGAAUUUUCUUUUUAAAACAUGUAUUAAAGUGCUGUUGACGAGUUAAGUGUUUGCUGUUCAAUGAAAAAUUAAACGUUUCAGUGCUGGAAGCGGGGGGGGGAUCAGAAACGUUCUUCAGUCGGCAGCCUUCUGUGUCUGACCUCCUUUCAUUCAUGGAAGAGCCCGAGGCGGAGUUUUAACCCGGCAGCCUCAGAGCUGCAUGUUUGAACACUUCUCUGAAAUGAAUGUCUGAAGACUGUUGACGCAAUCAUAAACACAGGCUCAGGCCUUUUCCACAGCUAUGUUUAGUUUUCAGUUUGUGUGAAAUGUUCAAUUGCUGCAUUUGACCAAAAUUCAUGAAAACAAAACAUUUUGUACCAUUUGACUCACUCUUGCUUCUUUGAAAGAAAAAGUGCCCUUUGUUGUCUGAACUGUUCAGUCGGUGAAAUGUUGACCUGUACCUUUUAAUCAGGAGGUGAAAGCUGUGAGUGCUUUGGUACAGACAACACAUUCUUGAGCUUUAAUGAAAUACCAGCAUUUCAAUGCAACAUUUGGAGCGAGGGAGAGCUGUUGCUGAUGGGUCUAAACUUUGUGAAUGUUUUGUUAGUGUCUUAUUUUUUUCAAUAUAUCAAUAAAGUAGUUUGAAAGGUUAAA